AUGUACUAUGAUGGUGAUACCUGGUCAAAAAUUAUUCGAAAAAGUGAUUCCAAAGGCUGUUAUUCAAAUAUCUAUCUAUCUAUCUAUCUAUCUAUCUAUCUAUCUAUCUAUCUAUUAAGUUCUUUUCGUAUCUAUCUAUUAAUUAUUUUCAUAUCUAUCUAUCUAUCUAUUAAGUUAUUUUCAUAUUUAUCUAUCUAUGUCUAUAUAUAUAUAUAUAUAUAUAUAUAUAUAUAUAUAUAUAUAUAUAUAUAUUUAAUUCUUUUCAUAUCUAUCUAUCUAUCUAUCUAUCUAUCUAUCUAUGUGAAUUCGUUUCCAUCUAUCUAUCUAUCCAUUUAUUUUUUUUCAUAUCUAUCUAUCUAUCUACGUCUAUUUCUUUCUUUUCAUAUCUAUCUAUCUAUCUAUCUAUCUAUCUAUCUAUCUAUCAUCUAUUUAUCGAUUUCAUUCUUUUCAUAUCUAUCUAUCUAUCUAUUUCUAUCUAUCUAUUUCGUUCUUUUCAUAUCUAUCUAUGUAUCUAUCCAUCUAUAUAUCGAUUUAAUUAUUUUCAUUCCUAUCUAUCUAUCUAUCUAUCUAUCUAUCUAUCUAUCUAUCUAUCUAUCUCAGUCUCUUCCUGGCUCAGAUGUUUGA
This is a messenger RNA of Acanthosepion pharaonis, 624 nucleotides long. The record is from the annotation of a GenBank genome assembly. Lineage: Eukaryota; Metazoa; Mollusca; Cephalopoda; Sepiida; Sepiidae.